Messenger RNA from Cordyceps fumosorosea ARSEF 2679, 1449 nucleotides. RefSeq lists its product as hypothetical. Lineage: Eukaryota; Fungi; Ascomycota; Sordariomycetes; Hypocreales; Cordycipitaceae. The record is from RefSeq and is a predicted model, not a curated record. The transcript has a single exon. Bases 1 to 1449 code for a protein of 482 amino acids.
AUGUCCGAGACCCCCCCGCCACGGCUACCCACCGCCAUCGCCGGCGACAAUCAUGACGCCCGUCGCCGCAGCGGCCCGCCGUCGCUCGACGACCUCCCCAAUGAGCUGUUCGUCGAAAUCUUCUCCUACUUCAGCGCAGCUUCCACGCUGGAGCCGCGCUUCCGCGACGACGCAUCCACCAUCAUGGACGACUACCUCGCCGCCCGCGGGUCCUCUCCCUACCACCACCUCCACCACCACCGUCACAGCAACGACAGUCAAACCCGCACGCCGCUCAAGGCCAUCUCGCUAGUAUGUCGCCGCUGGCGAGACGUCAUUCUGCCGUGCCUCUUCCGCCACGUCCUCUGGACCUUUCGCCGCUUAGAGCAGCCGCCGGCCUCGGGAGGAGGCGAGCCUGACGACGACGUGGAGCGCCUCGAGCUGCUCGCCUUUCUGCGGCGGAACCGGCUCGGCGAUGCGGUCAAGGGCAUCACGCUGCACGUCCCCUGCCCGGAGCACCUGAUUGACGACCCGACGGAGUUGGUCGGACGGUGGGGCCUGGUCCCGGACUCGACGGCGGCCGCGCUGAUCUCGCCCAAGGAUGAGGAGGGCGGUGGGCAGGAUGAGGACGACGUGGGCGUGGUGCUGUCUGAUUCGGUCAGCCUAGUGCUCGCGGACGUCAACGGCCACGCCACCUGGGCCAACACCUGGUUCUGGGCGCUCCUCUUCCGCGUCGUCACCGACCCGCUGCGCGUCAGCCUCCUCGCCGCCCCCGUCGUGCUCGCCACCAUGAUCAGCCGCAAGGUCUUCACACGGUGCCAGCCGCAGCUGAUGACGCGCUACCACCUGCUCUCCGUGUCCCGGCCGCCGCCGGGCUGCCAGCUCGACCACCCCCCUCCGCCCCACCCCGGUGUGCGACAACCUGCCCUGCGAGCUGUUCGCCCGCCAGCCACCGUGGACCGCGCUGCUCGCCAACGAGGGCUCCUCCGUGUCCAUCUACAAGACCGACGGCUACGGCGACACCCCGCCCUCGCCGCUGCUCAGCCUCCUCGCCUCGCGCGACCCGGCCACCCGCCGCGACUUUCUCUGCGGCGCCCUGCGGCGUCUCGAGUACGUCGCCGUCGUGCCCAUGGCCACCCACGUGCAGGUCGCGCUGACCUCGCCCGCACUCGUGCCCCCGCACCUGGAGGAGCUGUACGUGCAGCUGAUGCCUCGCCGCCGGGGCAGCAGCGUCGGCGACCCGCUCGACGGGCUGGACAGGGAGGACGUGCUCGUGGAGCGCGACAUGGCGUAUUCGGCGCUGUUCCAGGGCAUCUUCGUGCCCGGCCCGCGGCCGGAGUGGCGGUCGCUGUGCGUGUUCGAGACGGGCGACGCCGAGGACGACGAGCUCGCGUGGGAGGAGGCGGUCGAGACGGUGCUCGCGAGCGGCUCCGGGUGGGAGGUGGACGGCCUGGGAAGGUUCGUGCGUGA